Molecule: messenger RNA, 1332 nt
Organism: Menidia menidia (Atlantic silverside)
Lineage: Eukaryota; Metazoa; Chordata; Actinopteri; Atheriniformes; Atherinopsidae
Source: the annotation of a GenBank genome assembly
AGGAUGCAGGAGUAUGAUAUUAUAGUCCUUGGAACUGGACUCAAGGAAUGUGUCCUUUCUGGUUUGAUGUCUCAAAGCGGAAAAAAGGUUCUGCACAUUGACAAGAAUCCAUAUUAUGGGGGAGAAAGUGCAUCUAUUUCUCCCCUUGAAGAGCUGUACAAGAGGUUUAAAGUCUCUGGUCCUCCUAAAUCAAUUCGCAGAGGAAAAGAAUGGAAUGUUGACCUUGUUCCCAAGUUUUUUAUUGCUACUGGCCAGCUGGUAAAAAUCUUGGUGCACACUGAGGUUACACGCUAUCUGGACUUCAAAGUCGUUGAAGGCAGCUACGUCUACAAAACAGGCAAAUUACACAAAGUACCAGCUACAGAGGAAGAUGUCCAGUCUUCAGAUCUGCUGGGCAUGUUUGACAAGAGGAGGUUCAAGAAGCUGUUGCAUUUUGCCCUGAAUUUUGAUACAAGGAACCCUCGCACCCACCAGGAUGUGGAUCCUGAAAAAACAACCACACGGGAGCUGUUCACUCGCUUUGAUCUGGGACAAGACGUCAUAGAGUUCACAGGUCAUGCCAUGGCCUUACACAGCAGUGAGAGUUACCUGGACCAGCCCUGUCUGGAUACUAUCAACCGGAUCAAACUGUACUCUGAGUCCUCUUCCCGCCACAACACCAGCCCGUACCUCUACCCCCUGUACGGGCUCAGGGAACUACCGCAGGGAUUUGCCAGACUCAAUGCAGAGUAUGGAGGAACUUUCCUGCUGAACAGGACAGUAGAUGAGAUUGUGAUGGACAACGGCAAAGUGAAAGCUGUGAAAUCUGAUGGAAAGCUUUUCCACUGCAAACAGCUGAUCUGUGACCCCAGCUACGUCCCCAACAGAGUCAGGAAAGUUGGACGUGUAGUGAGAGUGAUUUGUUUACUAAACCAUCCAGUUAAAAACACUCAUGAGGCCAGCUCCUGUCAGAUCAUCAUCCCUCAAACACAGCUCAACAGGAAGUCAGACAUCUAUAUAUCUGUGGUGGCCUUUGGCCACAGUGUGGCCUCUGAUGGGAUGUACAUUGCCACUGUGAGCACCACUGCAGAGACCAGCAACCCGGAGAAAGAGGUGCAGCCGGGGCUAGAGCUUCUGGAGCCCAUCGUGCAGAAAUUUGUGUCUGUCAGCAACCUGCUUGUUCCAAAUGAGGAUGGGAGAAAGAGCCAGAUAUUUGUGUCCCGCUCAUAUGAUGCAACCACCCACUUUGAGACAGAGUGUGAGGACAUCAAAGACAUGUACAAGCGGCUCACGGGAACGGAGCUCUGCUUCUGGAGCUCUCGACACCAGUCUCACAACUCCGACGACGACUGA